CAGACGGUAAGACUCCCCUUCAGACCAGAACCAGCACUUCCACUGAGAGAGGACAGCUACAGGAGGGAUACUGGGAACACUGGGAACACUGGGAAUACGAGCACUUCAACCUGCUGCUGAAUCCACAAACUGAACAAGAGUUUGACGAGAACAAAGACUCAAAGUGAAGGUAACUUUCAGGACCGUUACUGAAGGAGGGAGUGGCUGACUGUUUCCUGUCUGAGCGUCUGCUGCUGUGACUUCAGCUUCACUCAGAGACUAAAUGGCUUCCAGAUUAGAGGAAGAUCUCUGCUGUCCUGUCUGCCAGGACAUCUUUAAAGAUCCUGUCAUCCUGUCAUGUUGCCACAGCAUCUGUAAAGGCUGUCUGCAGAGCUGGUGGACAGAGAGAGGAAGUCAGGACUGUCCAGUUUGUAAGAGGAGACAUUCAAAGGACGAACUGCAUCCUAACUUUUUAUUAAAGAGCCUGUGUGAGAGUUUCCUGCAGGAGAGAGAUCAGAGAGCUUCAGAGGCUCUCUGCAGUCUGCACUCUGAGAAACUCAAACUCUUCUGUCUGGACCAUCAGCAGCCAGUGUGUCUCGUCUGCAGAGACUCAGAAAAACACAUCAACCACAGAUUCAGACCCGUCGAUGAAGCUGCACGACAACACAAGAAGGAACUUCAGGAAACUCUGGAGCCCUUAAAAAAGAAGUUAAAGGUUUGUGAACAAGUUAAAGUGAAGUUUGAUCAAACAGCAGAACACAUGAAGGUCCAGGCCCGACACACAGAGAGGCAGAUUAAGGAGCAGUUUAAGAAGCUUCAGCAGUUUCUAGAGGAGGAAGAGGAGGCCAGGAUGGCUGCACUGAGGGAGGAAGAGGAGCAGAAGAGUCAGAUGAUGAAGGAGAAGAUGGAGGCUCUGAGCAGAGAGAUAGCAGCUCUUUCAGACACAGUCAGAGCCACAGAGGAGGAGCUGAGAGCUGAAGACGUCUCAUUCCUGCUCAACUACAAGGCUGCAGUGGAAAGAGUCCAGCAGCGCCCCCUGCUGGAUGAUCCACAGCUGCCCUCAGGAGCUCUGAUAGACCAGGCCAAACACCUGGGCAACCUGACCUUCAACAUCUGGAACAAGAUGAAGGACAUGGUCUCCUACACUCCUCUCAUCCUGGACCCAAACACUGCUGAUCCAAGACUCAUCCUGUCUGAAGAUCUGACCAGUGUGAGACGAGGAGGAGAGAGACAGCAGCUUCCUGACAAUCCAGAGAGGUUUGGUUCCUGCUUUGUCCUGGACUCUGAGUGCUUUAACUCAGGGACUCACAGCUGGGAUGUCGAGGUUGGAAACAGUACAGGCUGGGAACUGGGUGUGUCAACAGAGUCUGUCCAGAGGAAAGGAAACAUACGGUCUGGAUUAUGGGGAAUAAGGUUCAAUAGAGGUAAAUACUCAGCAUGGUCACCCUCAGCUCCAUCCACUGAUCUCAGAGUUCAGAAGAAGCUCCAGAGGAUCAGAGUGAAUCUGGACUGGAACAUAGGAAAGCUGUCGUUCUCUGAUCCUGAUACUAACACACACAUACACACCUUCACACACACUUUCACUGACAGGAUGUUUCCAUAUAUUUACUCAUGGGAUGAACUCCCACUGAAGCUUUUACCAGCGAAGGUCUGUGUGACUGUAGAACAACAGCGAUAA
Messenger RNA from Micropterus dolomieu (smallmouth bass), 1657 nucleotides. RefSeq names its product nuclear factor 7, brain-like. Lineage: Eukaryota; Metazoa; Chordata; Actinopteri; Centrarchiformes; Centrarchidae. The transcript has a single exon. The record is from RefSeq and is a predicted model, not a curated record. Gene Ontology annotation, molecular function: protein binding; zinc ion binding. The coding region runs from base 263 to 1657 and encodes 464 amino acids.